AUGGAAAAUGAAAAUUAUGAAUAUUUUACAUAUUUAUUCGAAGUGAAAGACUUCAUAUCGGCCGUACAAUUCAAUAUUGACGAUACACAAGGUCAUGACCUCAAGUUGUUAAGCCCUCACGCUACUCUGGCCCCCUAUCUCUUGCAUCUACAGAACAUCGUCUCACCACAACCGUCAAGCGUAUGUAGCGUAGGUAUAAGGGGUGAACCGGACAAUAAUAACUAG
Molecule: messenger RNA, 225 nt
Organism: Schistosoma intercalatum
Lineage: Eukaryota; Metazoa; Platyhelminthes; Trematoda; Strigeidida; Schistosomatidae
Source: the annotation of a GenBank genome assembly